AUGCAGCCGCGAUGCCGCGUAGCCAUCAUGGGAACGGCGGUGAAGCCAGCCCAAGCGUCGAUCAUCGUACUCUUUCAAGGGAGGACAGCGACAAUCGCUCUCCUCCUCACCCUCCUCCUCUACCUCCCCCUCUCAGCACCUCACCCCAUCAACCUCUCCACCCUCUCCGCAUCCUCCUCUCUCCCAUCUAUAGCCCACGCGCAUGCAUCCGUUUACCCCCGUGCACACGCUUCCCCCUUUGCAACCCAUGCCAUGCCUGUGCUGCUGUGUGCGCUGCUCUAUCUGCUCAACAUGGCAUUGGACGGUGUGGAUGGCGUCGUGGCUCGCCGCCUGCGCCAGGUGUCGGCGUUUGGUGCGAUCCUGGACGUUGCUGUCGAUAACGCACUGCGCACCGCCAUGUGGGCGGCUGCCGUGAACAGUGCCAUGCUGACCAUGAACAGUGUCAGGCUCGGCAUGAACAGUGCUGGUGGGAGUGUGUUAGGCAUAAACAGGAGGCAUUCCGGCAUUCUUAAAGCGGGGGGGGGUCGUGGGUCCAACGGCAAGGCACAGGUGGCGGAUGAGGAGGAGCAGGAUGACAAGGCAGAGGCAGUGGUUGGAGAAGCAGUUGCAGUAGUGGGAAAGGAGCAGCCGCGAGAGGGGUGGUGGAUUGACAGUGGGGCCAGCCACAACUUUACUCCUUAUGCAUCGGACUUCAAAAGUAAGCUUCAACCACCAGAGGUUCGGGGAGUUAGAUUGGGAGAUGGACGGGUGGUGAAAGCUGUUGGCAUGGGUGAGGUGCCAGUGGUUGGUGCUGGAGGUCAGCUGCUGAGGAUUCAAAAGGUCCACCUUGUGCCUGAGAUGCACACGCGUCUGCUGUCAGUCCCACACCUCACCUCUCGAGAUGUCAUUGUCACAUUCAAAGGCAAGAGAUGUGUCCUUCAACGGGGGGAGCGGGUGUUGGCGAUUGGAGAAAAGGAGAGGGGAAGGGACCAUGGAUUGGUGCGGAUGUUUCUUCCUCUUGCUCAGGGCACACAGGGCAGUGCUCUUGCAGCUAAGUCGUCCUCCUCAUUUUCCCCAUUGACCCUUGCCCAUCGCCGCCUUGGUCAUACCGCCCCCACAACAUUGCAACAGAUGGCUCGGGGGAACAGUGUACUAGGCUUUGAGAUUGGGGGGGGGAACACUGAUUGUUCCCCAUGUGAGCCCUGCUUAUUGGGAAAGUCGGCUCGGAAGCCGUUUCCCCAUGAGGCGUCUCGAGCACUUGGGCCUUUGGAUGAGGUCCACAUGGAUUUGUGGGGGCCGGUGCGCACACCAUCACUGGGAGGAGCGGUGUAUGUCCUCAGUCUCAUUGACGACUUCACCAAACGAGUUUGGUCGUUCCCCCUCCCCAACAAGGAAUCGGCCAUAGUUGCAAAAGUCCUUCGCCAGUGCCAUAAGGACGUGGAGUUGGAGUGUGGGCGGAAGCUGAAGGCUGUUCGCUCGGACAGGGGUGGCGAGUUCUUGGGGGAAGCUGUAAAAGCAUGGAAGGCGGAGUUUGGCAUUAAAACUCAAUUGAGCGUCGCAGAUACACCGCAACAGAAUGGGGUUGUGGAGAGGUGGCACAGGACGAUGGCAGAGGGGAUUCGCACAUUGUUGGUCGACAGUGGUCUCCCUGCUCGCUUGUGGGGUGAAGCAUUGAUGUGGGUCGUGUGGGUUAAGAACAGGGUCACCCACAGUGCUUUGCCUGCCUCCAUCACACCAAUGGAGGCGUGGUCCGGCCAGAAGCCGCAUGUGGGCAUGGCUCGGAUUUGGGGUUGCAUGGGGAGUGUCAUGUUGCAUGGGCAAGAGAAGGGUGGCAAGCUUGAUGCACGGGCUGUCAUGUGUGUCUGUGUUGGGGUGGACAUGGAGAGCAAGGGUUGGCGCUUGCUGGACCCUUCUAUCAUGCGCAUUCGCAUUGCUCGGGAUGUUGAUUUCCUUGAGAAUGUGAUGUGGAAGGAUUGGGACAAGGCAAAGGAAUUUGGGAAGCUUCUGCAGGAUGCAGCUGCAAUUUCCCAACUCCUCCCUCUUCCACUCUCGCCACCUUCAGCAACGGCUGACGACGUUGAGAUGCCACUUUCACCACUGCCACCGGCACCGCUGAGUGUGUCGGUGCAGCAGCAGCCCACCCCUCUGCAGCAGCUCAGUGGCCCCUCGGUCAUUCAGCGGAGAUCCGCUACACAGGCUACUUCCUCUUCCUCCUCCUCUAGUCAGCGCUCUAUCCCUCUCUCUACGGGUGCCCCUCCGUCACCAGCGACUACCUCCCCACCACCGGUUACGGGUUUGCAGGUGCUUGGUAUCCAGUCUGGUACAGGUGGUGAGGAGGUAGGGGGGGGUGCUGGUGUGGUUGAGGGCAUGCUAUGUUUGGCCAGGGAGGUGGAAGGUGUUGCACUGGCAGGUGUGAGCAUAGGUGAUGUCCCACGCACACUCGCUGAGGCCCUGCUUGGCCCUGAGGGCCCUGCGUGGCCCUGA
This is a messenger RNA of Closterium sp. NIES-65, 2463 nucleotides long. The record is from the annotation of a GenBank genome assembly. Lineage: Eukaryota; Viridiplantae; Streptophyta; Zygnematophyceae; Desmidiales; Closteriaceae.